Molecule: messenger RNA, 2569 nt
Organism: Mangifera indica (mango)
Lineage: Eukaryota; Viridiplantae; Streptophyta; Magnoliopsida; Sapindales; Anacardiaceae
Product: acyltransferase-like protein At3g26840, chloroplastic
Exons: 13
Coding region: 184-2271 (695 amino acids)
Cellular component (GO): membrane
Source: RefSeq, a predicted model, not a curated record
AAACUCACACUUCGUCUUCUACAUCAAUUUAUAUAUAUAUAUAUAUAUAUUUUUUAACUUCGUAAUACACGGAGACGGAGUUGUUCUUAGUUUAUUCGUUACUGCAUCGAGAUUCAAACCUUUUUGUGUAAGUGAAGGCCAAAAGAGAAGGAAAAUCCAAAUUCUUGAGUUAGUUACUUCUCCAUGGCGGCGACCGUCGUAUCAAGUAUAUUUUCGGCCGCCUUUUCUCAAUUAUCUCAUCCAGACAUCAAGUUACCGUCCGAGAAACAACUCAAACGGAAUCUGAUUUUUAAGCGAGGCGCUGUUGCCUCAGAAAGGACUACAUCCACAACGACGUCGUUUCAGCGCGUUGUAGAGAACAAGAGUCGUCGUGCUGAAGCAGCUCAGAGAGUUGAGGUGGAAGAUCCAGAGGAGUGUGAAGGUUACGAAAAGAGUUUGAAAGAUUACUUUGAUGAGACAAGAGAUAUGAUUAGAUCUGCCGAUGGUCCGCCUCGCUGGUUCUCUCCGUUGGAGAGCCGGUCCCACACUCCUGAUUCUCCUCUCCUUAUGUAUUUACCUGGGAUGGAUGGUGUUGGACUUGGGCUUAUAAGGCAGCAUCACAGACUUGGAAAGAUUUUUGAUGUAUGGUGCUUGCAUAUUCCCGUUAAAGAUCGGACAUCAUUUACAGGUCUAGUGAAGCUGAUUGAAACCAGUGUACGUUCAGAAAAUAAGCGUUCACCAAAUAGACCCAUUUAUAUUGUUGGAGAAUCUCUUGGAGCAUGCCUUGCACUAGCAGUUGCAGCCCGAAAUCCCGAUAUUGAUCUUGUUCUAAUUUUGGCCAACCCAGCUACUUCUUUUAGCAAAUCAGCGCUGCAACCCGCAAUACCUUUGCUGGAACUCUUGCCUGGUGAAUUAACUCUUGGCCUUUCUUCUAUGCUGAGCUUAAUGACAGGUGAUCCCUUGAAGAUGGCCAUGGAUAAUGUGAUUAAAGGACUAUCUCAGCAACCAACACUUGAUAAGCUAUCACAGGAUAUUGUUGCAGUGUCCACUCACAUCUUGGUUCUCGCUGAUAUCUUGCCUAAAGAAACACUCCUCUGGAAGCUAGAGUUGCUUAAAUCAGCUGCCGCAUAUGCCAACGCACGCCUCCAAGCUGUAGAAGCUCCAAUACUGAUCCUUUGCAGUGGAAAGGAUCAGUUCCUGCCAAGUCAAGAAGAAGGCCAAAGACUCCGCCAUACUCUACCAAAAUGUCAGACCCGUAGAUUUAACGACAAUGGCCAUUUUCUCUUCUUGGAAGAUGGCAUUGAUCUGGUAACCAUCAUCAAGGGUGCUAGUUUCUAUCGCCGCAGAAAAAGCCUUGAUUAUGUUUCAGAUUUCAUCCCACCAACCACCACUGAAUUCAAUAAACUAAAGGAGGGUAGCAGAUGGCUGACUGUUGUUACCAGCCCGGUGAUGUUGACGACUUUAGAAGACGGGAAGAUUGUGAGGGGUCUUGCUGGAAUUCCUUCAGAGGGACCAGUCUUGUUUGUGGGAUAUCACAUGUUAUUAGGACUUGAUGUGAUUCCAAUGAUACCACAUUUUUUUAUGGAGAGGAAUAUCCUUCUGCGAGGCAUAGCACAUCCGAUGCUGUUCUAUAAGUCAAUAGAAGGAAAAUUACCAGACUUAGAAAAUUAUGAUGUAGUCAGAUUAAUGGGCGCAGUUCCUGUCUCAGCAACAAACUUCUUCAAAUUGAUGUCUUCAAAGUCCCAUGUUCUAUUAUACCCAGGAGGCGCGCGAGAAGCUGUUCAUCGCAAGGGUGAAGAAUAUAAAUUAUUCUGGCCAGAAGAGUCUGAGUUUGUCAGGAUGGCAGCUAGAUUUGGAGCAAAAAUUAUACCUUUCGGUACUAUUGGAGAAGACGAUCUUGCUCAAGUAGUUUUUGAUUACAAUGACCUAAUAAAAAUUCCUUACUUUAGAUCUCAAAUCGAAGAAAUGACAGAUGAGGCUGUGAAAGCAAGGCCUCAUGCAACAGGGGAAUUGGCAAACCAACCUGUGCACAUGCCGAUAUUGCUACCAAAAGUUCCUGGCAGGUUUUAUUAUUAUUUCGGGAAGCCAAUUGAAACACAAGGAAGGAAGCAAGAAUUAAAAGACAGAAAGAAGGCUCAUGAAUUGUAUUUAGAAGUGAAGUCUGAGGUGGAGAAAUGCCUUGCUUAUUUAAAGGAGAAAAGGGAGAAGGAUCCUUAUAGGGGUAUCGUGCCUCGGCUCCUUUACCAAGCUUCUCAUAGCUUUACUUCUGAAGUUCCCACAUUUGAGAUUUGAUUUAUUAUCUCUUUCAAAUUUGAGCUGUGAGAGAAGAGACUCCCAAGGAACAAAGAUAGCAUCAUUCAUAUCACAACUAGUGUAGCCAACUCUGUUUUCUUGGUUGGAGAAAGAAAUAGAUUGCCUACAAUUUUUGUCAUUCAGUGCUAGUCUUGCGACAAGACUACCAAAUUUUAUUGUUAGUUGCUUCAGCAAUCAUUUCCUAGGAAGGUCAUGUGAACAAUUAAUUUGGCAUGAUCUACUUCAUUCAAAAGACCCAAGUACAACAAUAGAAAAAAAUAAAUAUUUUGCUUAACAA